ACAUUUCGGUUUAAAAGGUUUCCGAAUCGUGUACUGCGUCGUCUUGUGCAUUAUUAUUUCUGUUGCGCAUUGUCAAUAUCACUUAUUUCCAUAUUCCAUAUUUGUUUUGCGCCACUUUUAUUGUGUGUAAGUUCUUUUAUCGUUUAUAUCCCGGUUGUGCAUUGCCAAUAUUCUUACACCUAUAUAAAGCCAUCACCCGGCGUACCAACGGUAGUUUUUUUUUUUUGGCGCAUUACAUCUUUAGAGUUGUGUUGCCAUUUUUCAGAUCCACAUUCUGUUUAAAAUAUUUUUGCGCGUCAUUUGCAUUCUCCCUCUGUUAGCAUGGACGCUACUUCGGAAGCGCAAAUUGAUAAUCAAACGCAUAUUCUUGAUACAUCGGUUCCAGCACUACCAGGAGAUGACUCUACAACCAGCGUCGAUCUCGGUGCAGUGCUAAGUGCUGAACCCAGUAGUAUCCUUUGUGGUGAUAUCUCUAAUCGUCCACCAACACAAAUUAGUGAGCCCUCUGGCACCCUUUGCGGUGACGCUUUAAAAGAUCCAGAUGCAGCGCACCAUAUGAACGACAUAUCCAUUGCCUUGGAAAAUAUGAAUGACAAUCAUGAUCGUGCCCGGAUGUCCAAUAAUGUGUCCGGAAAUGAUAUAGUCCACCAAGAUAGUUUUGUGCAGCCCUUCUGGAUUAAUGUACCAAUUACAAACAGCUCUUCUACAGUACCAACAGUCACCAUCCGCCCACCAUCUACUAGUUUAUCACGUUUCCUAACAAGUGCUGUAGAAGCAACAACCCCCCGGUUGGUCACAUCAGUCUCUAUACCAUGCUACCGUGAUUUGUAUCCACGUGUAAUCCCAGGUGGCUUUUUAAAUUUAACCGCUCUAUAUGUACCUGAAGAGGCAGAAAUCCUGUUGAGUUUUGGGCCAAAGUAUUGCCCAAUAACUCCCCCUACCAUCCAGGACUAUUAUACAAUCUUGUGCACUGAUCAUGAUGCUUACAUAGAGGCCUGCGAAGAUCUAAGUGCUUACUGCAAGUUACAAAUGGAGGAACAUUUCACUAAGUUUCUCGAAGUUAUGGUUAAACAUCAAAAUCCUACAAGAUUCCAUCAUAUGUUAAGAUACCUGUUCCACAUAACCCUCGAUUUCUUACACAGGCACAAGGAUGUGCUAGCGGUACAGUCGGAUAACGGAAGUACAACAAUCCUAAUAUCCAAACAAAACUAUAUCUCAAAAGUGAAUGCCUGGCUUGAUUCUUACAUCGCCAGAGGUGAAUGUGUGAAAUAUUGCGAUGAUGUAGGCCAAUUGGUUCGUAAGUUGGGUGUACACUAUCAUGAAAUAUUUAAUUCAUUGUGCCGUAUCUAUAAGGAUGGAAACCCUUAUCCCCAAGGUAUUCAUAAAGAGCUAGAAGAACGCAUUAAUGAGAAGCCAACCCUUCCAUAUUUAUAUGGAACUAUAAAAACACAUAAACUCGACCAUCCUAUACACCCUAUUUGCAGUUCGAUAAAUUGGUAUACAAAUCCGUUGCAUAAGUUGUGUCAAUUCAUAUUGCAGACUACCUUAAAAGGUCGCUUAUCUUCACACAAUAUACUCGACAUAGAUCAUCUAACCGACCAUUUUCUGCAGAUUAAACCACGUCGCGGAUACGUAUUAGUGACUAUGAAAAUUAAGGAUAUAUAUACUGAUACACGCAUCACAUCGUUAUGGCGUGUUUUACAGUACUGUAUGGAGCAGUCCUGGUUCCAGAGUGCCUGUCCAAUCGAUGUCAAGUUGCUACAUCAAUUGCUGGACUACAUUCUGAAUUUGGGGAAUUAUUUUACAUUUGAUGGUAACUUAUAUCACCAAAUGGAGACGUUAUCACAAGAUGGUGAUGCCGCUGAAAUACUUGCCACUCUAUAUCUCGAUUCCCGGAUUGAGUUACACCACAGUACUUUGUUCUUGUCGCAUAGUAUUUUUGCCUGGUGGAAGUGUGUAGACAAUGUGCUGCUUUACAUGAAUCAAUCUUGCGUGUCUAGUUUUAUGCGCUUGUUUCCUCAGAUGACUGAAUAUGAUGUUUCCUAUGAAGUUGAACGUUUAGAUGCUAAUGUCGGGUGUCAUCCCUUCGUGACAUAUCUGGAUUAUCGGAUAAUGCGCACAUCAUCUUCCUUCCUCUUAUCCGUUCAUCAUAAGCCUUCAGAGUCGCUGCGUACGGUGCAUUUCACCUCCCAUGUAUCCACUGCAAUUAAACGUAACGCCAUAAUUUCUCAUUUACGUAAAGUGCUAUUUCGGACCAGCGAUGCUUUUGUACAUACCGAUCUUUUGCAUUACAAGACCCUUUAUCUGGUUAAUGGGUAUCCGCAUGACUUUAUAAAAACCGAAAUGAGAAAUAUGAUUAUGGGGUGGAUCGCCAGAUCGCAGAAUACAGGGCAGCCACUCACCAGAGAUCGUGAAGCUUUACUACAUCAUUUUCUACAGUCUUACCAUCAGCCUAAGGUAUAGUAACAAAUGUCUAUGUCUGUCUCCAUGUAUUCGACCCACACCUUUCGUGUCAGUAUCGUCAUAAUAAUAAUAAGUUAUAAUAAUAAUAUUAAUAUU
Messenger RNA from Teleopsis dalmanni, 2559 nucleotides. RefSeq lists its product as uncharacterized. The transcript is spliced from 4 exons. The record is from RefSeq and is a predicted model, not a curated record. Bases 322 to 2463 code for a protein of 713 amino acids. Lineage: Eukaryota; Metazoa; Arthropoda; Insecta; Diptera; Diopsidae.